CAAGCCGUAAACAGCCCCGGAAAAAUUACUCUUGUGGGUUCCCACCUGGCGACUGUUUUUCUUCUCCAGUACACCUCGCCAGCGCGAUAACUUAACUGCGGCGGCAGCCGCCGGCCCGCCGCCCAGCUGCGCAGGUCUUCGUCGCGCCGGCCACUAGAACGCAGCACAUAAGGUACGCCGGCCCUUCCCCUUCUCUUCCCUUUCCUUCCCUGUGUGCAAAAUUGAGCACCCGAACCCUAACUUGAGCUACUUGCUAUUUGUAUUCGGAUCUGUUCUAAUCACAAGCGUGUACAUGUAUUAUGCCUACUUAACUUCGGUUUUUCUACCGGGUGUGCAUGUCGAAGCCCAUGCCCUUUAUUGGCUCCAUCUCUGUUGUUGUCUGGUGCCCUACUGAUUCAGUGCAUCCAUCCACUGGCGGCCCCAUUAGGUUCUUCGUUACGGAGUAAGAUCAAUUUUAGCCAUGGUGCUGGCGCAGCUCGUUUUUCUGAAGUUUCGGGACUUCAAUUGAACCCUUGAGUGGACAGCCACAAAACCAUGGCUGCGGUUGCCGGCGUGUCGGAACCGCCAAUGGUGGAGCAAGUGAUCACUGAAUUCUUCGCCAAGAGCCUCCACGUCAUCCUGGAGUCGCGCUCACCCUAUGAUUCGUCGCGGAACUUCACACUGCCCUCCCCACCGUCGUCGCCACUGGCUGGCAGCCAGCCACGUGACCGGUGGUUCAACCUUGCUCUCCGGGACUGCCCUGCCGCGCUUGAGAAUUUUGACCUGUGGAGGCAGAGCAACCUCGAGCCUCUGGUCAUUGACAUUGUCCUCCUGCAACGUGACAACACCAGAACCGCCAGUGUCGAGGCCAGCAGGAUCAUCGAGAGGUGGGUAAUUAAGUACGAAACUAGCAGGUCUGGCAAUGUUAUCAAGAACACUGACAAGAACGCUAGAAGCAGCUGUUCUCAGGAUCAUAGCUUGUACAGGAGGGCGUACAUUGGCUCGACAGUGUUGUUCCGGUCAUUGUAUCUGGUUGUCAGGCUCUUGCCAGCAUACCAUCUUUUCGAGGAGCUCAAUUCAUCUGGAAGGAUCUGUCCGUUAAGCCUCUUGCACAGGAUUUCAUCAUUUGUUGAGCCAUUCACCCGCGCAGAGGAUGCAGAGAUGAAACACUUUGCAUUUGCUCCGAUUGAAACUCUGCUUGGUUCCUUAAGCUUGUCAGUUUCGUAUGUACCUGUGUUGGAGUUGGCUGCAGUCCCAGAGCAGUCCACACCAAUGCCACCUGAACUUAUAAAGGAUUAUGUCGGAAGCCCCACAACAGAUUUUCUUAGGAAGCUUGAUUCCCUACCUUCAGAUGGCAUUGCACCUGCAUGUUUUCCAGUGACCAGGCGGCACAGUUGGAGCACUGGGCAUGGAGUUAGACCACCGGCAUCACCAUUUCUUAUGAGUUCAGAACCCCAUGGACGCCUACAGCCAUGUAUGCCUACCGAUAAUUCUCCGACAGCAUACAUACAUCCACAUAUUACAUCAUCAUCUGAGAAAAAGAGAAAUACAGUAAAUGAAGAGUGUUAUUCAUCGCCACCUCUGUCUCCAUCACCAUCUCAUCCGCCUUCUAGCUACCCAAGAAAUCCUUUCUUCAGAUAUGGGAGUGCUCCAUUAAGUAUUCCCACAGUGAGGGCUGGCGGAGGUGGUAGCAGGCUGCCUCCUUCUCCACGAAGGAAGGAUAAACAGCAAUGCUCAUCUCAAAAUGAGAAUCUGACACAUUCUCCCAAUGAUAAAUCAAUAGUAUCAAAGGAUUUGGUCAAGCUUAGUGAGUUUCAUAAUGCGAAGUAUUUGCAAAAGGUUUUAUCGUUUGGUAAUGAUGAUUUAAUGUAUUUUCGUGGACUAAAGUUGACCCAUACCUCCAGCAAACUUUUCAUCAUGGAUGAACUGGAUGAACGGGAGUUGGUUUUUGCAUGGGAAGAUAAAGACACCAUCAUUGAUCAGCUUAACAGGUUCACUUUCUGGUUUUUGACGAAAAUAUGUAUACUUCAUUACAUUAUGCCAUGAUGCCAUCAUUGAUCAGCUUAACAGGAUUGAUCUCUCUGACUGGGAGGACCAUGAAUCGAGCCAGGAACUUGGAGGCUCGUUAACGAGAUCUCCAGAUGCAGCGAUCGGUAUUCUUAUGCGCGUCCUAAAGAACGCCCCAGGCCUCAGGGAAAGGCUACUGACAGUCCCCAGUGCUGGCACAGUUCCUCAAGAACCUUCUUCACUCCAGAGGGUAGUGACUGAGGAACAUGGCAGCGGAGCAUCAAGCUCUGCGGUGGUGCCUUCUGCUCUUCUGAGGUCAAGGACAGCGGCGGACGCGCUGCAGGAGCUGAACAGGUACAAGCAGAUUAGAGAAUCGAUACUGAGCCGCAGCAGAGGGCAUCCCUGCAGCACCGAGCUGGAGGAGAACCCCGCGGAUGGAGACCCAUAGCAUACAGUAUGACGACGAAAGCGAGCUGUAUAUAAGUAGAGAAGGCUAGAAGCUAGCUGGCUGUCUUUUAAGUUGCUGGUGGCUGCUGAGAUGAUUUUGGAAAUUAGGUAGCUGCUAGGAACUGACCAACUCUCUAUAUCUGCUAUACAUGUAUAAGCUACGGCAGACAUAUAUAUCUGGGAUGAUGGCCCACUUGCUGGGUUGUGUAAAGUCGAGACGUUUAACUGAAGUUCAUGCCGUGAAAAUGUGGUUGACCUUGGCUCUGUUCUGUCGA
This is a messenger RNA of Zea mays, 2708 nucleotides long. RefSeq lists its product as uncharacterized. Gene Ontology annotation, biological process: autophagosome assembly; protein localization to phagophore assembly site; piecemeal microautophagy of the nucleus. Bases 535 to 2025 code for a protein of 496 amino acids. Lineage: Eukaryota; Viridiplantae; Streptophyta; Magnoliopsida; Poales; Poaceae. Gene Ontology annotation, cellular component: Atg1/ULK1 kinase complex; cytosol; phagophore assembly site. The record is from RefSeq and is a predicted model, not a curated record. The transcript is spliced from 3 exons.